Molecule: messenger RNA, 444 nt
Organism: Solanum stenotomum
Lineage: Eukaryota; Viridiplantae; Streptophyta; Magnoliopsida; Solanales; Solanaceae
Exons: 1
Coding region: 1-444 (147 amino acids)
Source: RefSeq, a predicted model, not a curated record
AUGGAGGUGUUACUUCCUAGAUUUAUAUCCCUGAAUCAAUCUGGAUUUGUCAAAGGAAGAAAUAUUAGUGAAAAUCUAUUGUUGGCUCAAGAAAUUAUUACAGAUAUUAGGUUGAGGGGCAAACCUGAUAAUGUGAUUAUCAAGCUUGACAUGGUAAAGGCAUAUGAUAGGUUGAUUGGAAUUUUUACUAAAGUAAUGGGGAAAAUGGGUUAUAAUUCUAUGGUGUUUGACAUGAUUUGGAGAAUUAUUGCUAAUAAUUGGUACUCUAUAUUGAUUAAUGGUCAAGAACAUGCUUUUUUCCAUUCAUCAGCAGGGCUUAAACAAGGAGAUGCUUUGUCUCCUGCUUUGUGUAUACUUACUACUGAGCUAUUAACUAGAGCUCUAAAUCAUCUAUUUCUAGAAGAGGAAUAUAUAGGAUAUGGUCUUCCUAAAUUGAGUGAAUAG